Molecule: messenger RNA, 1570 nt
Organism: Rubroshorea leprosula
Lineage: Eukaryota; Viridiplantae; Streptophyta; Magnoliopsida; Malvales; Dipterocarpaceae
Source: the annotation of a GenBank genome assembly
AGCAAUGGCGGCAGGGUUUUCGUCUCUAGCUUAGUAGCUUUCAUUCAAUCUGUAACCGGAGACAUGGUAGCAGAAGGAGAGCAGCUGUGCUAUGCGGCAAGGAACGGCGACGUUGAAAAGGUUAGAGCUUUGAUAGAUUCAGGAGACGGCCGGUGUAGUUUAGGCGUUGCUUGGGGCUGGUGCGCCAUGGAACGCACUUUCUCCGUCAAAUCUCUCGGCUGGUGAUUUCGCUAUGGGGUCAGGUCAACAAGAUGCAUUUGAAGUCCUCCUAAAUGCUGGUAAUUGGGAAUUCAGGCUGAGUUGAUUUUGGGAACCAUUGUGAGGAAAACAGAAAAGGAUGCUGAUUCUAAUGAUGCUUACUUGGAAGAUAGGGUUUCUUUUAGUGAGGAUAAGUUGAUGGACUCAAAUAGCAAGGUUCUCAUGAUGACUUGGGAGAAACCUUUGAUGGAAGCUCAUGCAAAAAGCUGUUUGCUCUGGAGGUGAUCAUAUACUAAACAUUGGAUUUGGAAUCGACCUUGUUGAUACAGCCAUUCAACAGUAUGCUCCAGCCACACAGACAAUUGUCGAGGCCCAUCCUGAGGUCUAUGAAUGCAUGCUUCGAAUUGGUUGGGGUGAGAAAGAUAAUGUGAAAAUAGUAUUUGGCAGUUGACAAGAUGUUCUUUCUCAACUUGAAUCUUAUGAUGGUAUUUUCUUUGACGCAUAUGGAGAAUAUUAUGAAAAUCUAAGGGAGUUUCAUAGCAUCUUCCUAAGCUAUUGAAGCCUGGAGGAAUAUACUCAUUCUUCACUGGCCUUUGUGGAGGAUUGCUUGGGAGAAGAAGUUUGGCAAGGUGUCAGACAUAAGUAUUGGCAGCUUGAUACGUAUUACUUUCCUGUUUGUCAGUCUCUACAGGACUCUGAAUGAUUUCAGCAUAACUGCAAUGCUGGAAUUGGUACUGAAGAAUGCUAGUGUCAAAUGACCAUGAGAUGUCUUUUGUUAUCUGUUAUUGAUCUUCUUGUACAAAGAUUGUGCUGCAGCCUACUGGAUGAAUUACAAAGGCACAAGCAGCAUCAGCCUGUUACAUAAGUCCUGAGUUUAUCACCAGUCACUCAACUGAUCUUGCUAUAACUGACAGUUUUAAAUAGAGUUACUAAUUCCUUAAAGGAGAAGCUUCCCAUUUUUAUCCAUAGACGUGUCACUUCUACUGACAUUCUAGAUGCACAAUACUGGAAUGCAAACACAUGCUAUUGGAGUUCCGUCUCCUGAAACUCACCAUAAACUGACAUGAUUUGUAGGAGAUGCAUUAAUAGAUGUUGCCGAAUGCUAGACACUUGUUGCUUUAUUCUUAGCGUCGAAGUUUUCCAACAUCCCCCAAGCAUAUGUCCAUAAUCAUGUCUUUAGGUGCUGUUGUUCCUUAUAUUUGUUUCGACUAGCUACUGCUAUACUGACUUAUGAAGGAAACUCAAGAUCUAUAGUAUGUCAACAAUCCUUGAUUCCUUGAUUUCUUAUAGGCACAAAUUAUGAAAUCAGCAACCAUGAAAGAUGAGAAUUCAAUGCAAGUUUAGCUACAAAUCCUAGGUAUUCAGUCUAAAA